AUGACAGAGCAAGAAGUUGUAGUUGCACUCGCUGCAGCUCUUGUCCACGCCCGAGUCCUAGAUGCUGAUUCUCAAUCAUCUUUCAUUGCAGUCUACCGUGCUCUCGAUGACGCAGAACGGCUCAUCUUUUACCACAAGAAGCAUUUCGGCGCCGACUCGCUGCAUUUCCAGCAAGGAUGCGAAGAAUUUCUGCUCCUGAGCAAUACACUUGCAAUAAAGGCCUUACAGACAUCCUCAUCAGACGAUACUAUCACAUCUAAACAAUGCCACGACCUUCUCCUGCGCGCAGAGCAGCACACUCUGUUCCGCCUCAUCACACUCAACAAUCUUGCGUGUCAUGCGAAACACAUUGGUAAGCCACUUGCCGCCGUCAGCUUUCUCGAAAGAGCGCUAAAGGUGCAGCUCAAGUUGCAAAGAGCCGAAUUCGCCAUUCCAGCGUCCGAAAUCGCUCUCACUCGACUCAAUUUAUGCGCUGUACUCUCACAACUGCGCCGCCACGCUGCAGCCGCUGCACAUGCCAAAGCCGCAGUGGCUCAUCUCUCAACUGGUGGGGGUCCACGCAACCUCAGCAUCGAGGUUGCUCAGUUAUUACUCGUGGCACAUUACAACUUUGCAGUCGAACUCGAGCAUCUCUGCGAUCGCGAUGCAGCCUGGCUUCAAUACGAUUCUGUGUUGAUUGUAGCGGAUCACUACAAGCUCCAGAGUGACCUCGUCCAAAGCGUGCGAGCUAUAGUAGGCCAAGACACAUUGAGAAACAGGCCAGAAAGUAGACAACUUUCACCACGAGAGCGAACGCCACGAGAACGUUAUAAACCCUUGCGUAGACCGCAGUCUACGCAAGGGUUUAUAACGUUCUCGUCCUAG
This is a messenger RNA of Phytophthora infestans T30-4, 864 nucleotides long. RefSeq lists its product as uncharacterized. The transcript is spliced from 2 exons. Gene Ontology annotation, molecular function: protein binding. The record is from RefSeq and is a predicted model, not a curated record. The coding region runs from base 1 to 864 and encodes 287 amino acids. NCBI's taxonomy places the organism in Eukaryota, Oomycota, Peronosporomycetes, Peronosporales, Peronosporaceae.